CCGAGAGGAUCCUGGGAGCCUGACGGAUCCUGAGGAGGCAGAAAGGAGGCAGACCACCAUGAAGCUGUGAAGGUUACCAGCCGAGGAGGAAGUCUGUCAGGCUGCGCUUGUCCCAAGUGUUCAGGGUCUGGACCGGUUGAGGAAGGGGUCUUUGCGGCACCAUGGGGGCCUCCAGCCAAAAGGUUUCCCUCCUGUCGGCGCUUCUGGUGCUGCUGCUGUGUGUCGCCUCGUCUCUCUGCCAGGAGGAAUACUCCGGACAGCACUCAGGUGAGAAACACACCUAUGAGGAGUCGUCUGCAUUCAACCACUACAACGACAAAGGUUCUCAUCAACCUGAGCCUGAGCCCACUCAGUACUACGACGAGGAGCAGCAGCCGGUGGAGGAGGACUAUGACCCCACCAGGGUCACCAUGAUCACUGAAGACGUCUUCCCUUUUGCCUCGACCACAGAGUCCCACUACGCCAAGGAGGACACCGAGACCAUGCAGGUGCCUUUUAAGUACCCAACAGGACCGGGCACAGACUCCUCAGAGGAGUCGGGAGCUGAUGCGGCUCUUGGAGAGGAGGGACCGACUGAGUGUGACUGUGAACCCGGGGGACCCGGUUUUGCUGGUUUUGCAGGACCAAAGGGGUCCAGAGGCCAGCAGGGUCAAACGGGUCUGCCUGGCAUUCAGGGAAGAGAGGGUCUUAAAGGAGCUAAAGGAGUUCGUGGAAGAGGAGGAGACACUGGACCAGUCGGUGAUGCUGGACCCGAAGGAGAAGAAGGAGCUUCAGGUUUCUCUGGCGGGAUGGGAGAACCUGGACUUCAGGGUGACCCGGGUGAGCGUGGAGAGCUCGGUCUGAAGGGGGACAUCGGUAUGGAGGGCCCCCGAGGAGGAGUUGGAGCUCCUGGUGAGACUGGGCCUCGCGGUGAACCAGGCACCCCAGGAUCGAGAGGAGGUAAAGGUCUCAAGGGUUCUGGUGGUGACCUUGGUAAGCAGGGUCCUCAGGGAAAAGAUGGACCAAAGGGUCAGACAGGAGCUCCCGGGUUUCCAGGUGACGUCGGAGAGAGAGGCUACGCUGGUUAUCCAGGACAAACGGGACCAUUUGGGCCAAAUGGACCGAAGGGCUCUAAAGGCUGGAGUGGCUUUCCAGGAAGUGAUGGUGACCCCGGAGAGGAUGGUCCGAUGGGAGUCCAAGGUGUGAUAGGAGAUCCAGGACCGUUUGGUGUCAAGGGCAGUAAAGGGGAUCGUGGCGUCCGAGGACCCCGUGGCAGAGUGGGCAGAGCGGGGGAUCAAGGAGAACCUGGAGAUGCAGGAAUACCAGGAAAACAUGGGCCCAAAGGUCUUCAGGGUCCAAUAGGAGCCAAAGGGGAGACGGGACCUGACGGGGAGAAGGGUGCUGUAGGUAGAAAAGGCUACAAGGGGGAGAGAGGCCAAAAGGGAGGAAAGGGUGACCAUGGAAACAAAGGACAGCGAGGACCAAAAGGUGCGGCGGGCCGUAACGGAGUCCCGGGUCCUGUUGGACCGCCCGGCGUCCCCGGCUCCAGAGGAGACCGCGGCCCAGCCGGUGACCCAGGAGACAAAGGCCGAGCGGGACCCAAAGGACGUCCAGGAGAGGCUGGUCCUGGUCUGACCGAUGAGCAGGUCCUGCAGCUCUGCAGAGGCGUGGUCACGGCCCAGUUAGCCCAGUACGCCGCCUCCAUCCGAGCCAAGUGCACCCAGGGCUGCCCCGUCAACAGCCGGACGCUGAUCGGCCCCCCAGGAGCCCGAGGACCACCGGGACCGCCUGGCAAGGCUGGCAAAGCAGGAAAAACUGGAGAAAAAGGAGCCAGAGGUGUUCAGGGUCAACGAGGGCUGGAGGGCCAAAAAGGCGCCGAGGGCGGCAGAGGUUCAAAAGGAGCUAAAGGCAUCACAGGGGAUCCAGGCAAAAGCCUACCGGGCCCCGACGGACCGCAGGGACCCCCAGGUGAGCAGGGUGACCCGGCAGCGCCCAAAAAUGGGAUGGAGGGCCCCCGCGGGCCUCGAGGCUUCCCCGGUGCGGUCGGGCCCCCCGGUGCGGUCGGGUUCCCGGGCGUGCCGGGAUUCUGCGAGAUGCGGGACUGCGGUAUUUAUGCACCGGUGCUGCGCAAAGAGCAGGGCCUGGUGAAAGGACCUGCGAGCUCAAGCAUCUGAGCUCCAAACGCCGCGGUUUAUCGCAGUAGUGGGUUGCAUUAAGCGGCUUUUGGUGGGAAAAUUUAACACAAUAAAGGCAUGACCCCAACUAACGGCAUAAACUGCAGCCGGUUGAUCCACUUAGAAGUCAAAGCAGAAAAAAAACUUUUAUUGUGAGCCAGAAAUGGGCUUUAAAUGAGCAGAGAAAUCCUGCAGGGGCCCCUAUUCAUUAAUACUGAAAACCGUUUGGCUGGAACAUGUUGUAGUGUAAACGUGGCAAAAAGUGAAUUAUUCAUUAAAGAUUCUCUCUUCAUGUUUAUUUUUUUCCUUCUCCAAAUUAUGGAAAAACCCAGUUUUGUGUAAAUAACAUGUAAAGAGUCUAAAGUUCAUGUUCUGUUUUUGUUUCAGAUAAACGAUCUGAUUUUUUUUU
Molecule: messenger RNA, 2562 nt
Organism: Fundulus heteroclitus (mummichog)
Lineage: Eukaryota; Metazoa; Chordata; Actinopteri; Cyprinodontiformes; Fundulidae
Product: collagen-like protein
Exons: 26
Coding region: 162-2153 (663 amino acids)
Source: RefSeq, a predicted model, not a curated record